AUGUCAAAGCUGGUGCAAAAUGUCUUAUGCAAUAAAAAAAGAAUAUGGGUAAGAAACUUGACUGCACCCCUCUACCAAAAAAAAGAAUCCGGAGACGAGUGGAUUUAUAAAGUUAAUACCAACAGAGAAGUUACACGUAACGAAUUGUUUUUUUGUUAUUCUUUUGGUAUUUCACUAUGGGAAAAACACUAUCCUCCAACAGUUUAUUUGAGUUUCUCUGUUAAAGAGUUCUUUAGGAAAAUAUGGAGGAAGAUAAGGGGUAAUAAAGGAAAAUGGAAGAAUAUGGAUCCAUCUCAAAUAAGGGAUAGUCCUUGUGACCCAGGUUUUACGAUAGGAGACCCUUGUGGUCCUCAUACAGGUAAGAAGGAAGAAGACCCUUGCAAUCCACAAACAAUGCCAGCUGACCCUUGUGGAACGAGUAUGAAAAGUCAAGAUCCUUGUGCUCCAUCUAACAAUAUGGAAGAUCCUUGUUUGAAACAACCGAUUCCUGGAAAGAAGAACGAAGUUCCUUUGAUGCAACCAAAGGCUGAUAAGAAGAAGAAAAAUCCUUGUAUGACACAAGAUAUAGCUGGUAAGAAAACAGAAGAUCCUUGUAUGACACAAGGUAUAGCUAGUAAAAAAACAGAAGAUCCUUGUAUGACACAAGGUAUACCUGGUAAGAAAACAGAAGAUCCUUUUAUGACACAAGGUAUAGCUGGGAAGAAAACAGAAGAUCCUUGUACGACACAAGGUAUAGCUGGUAAGAAAACAGAAGAUCCUUUUAUGACACAAGGUAUAGCUGGUAAGAAAACAGAAGAUCCUUGUAUGACACAAGGUAAUGCCGGUAAGAAAACAGUAGAUCCUUGUAUGACACAAGCUAAUACUGGUAAGAAAACGGAAGAUCCUUGUAUGACACAAGCUAAUGCUGGUAAGAAAAGAAAAGAUCCUUGCAUAACACAAGAUCCUUUUAUGACACAAAGUAAUGUUGGCAAGAAAACAGAAAAUCCUUGCAUGACACAAGGUAAUGCGGGUAAUAAAACAGAAGAUCCUAGUAUGACACAAGGUAAUACUGCUAAGAAAACAGAAGAUCCUUGCAUGACACAAGGUAACACUGGAUGUCGUUAUGGAAGGAAUGUGUACUUGAGAAAAAAGGAAUAUGAUCGAUAUAAAAAGAAGGGAGGUCCUUUCAAAGAGGAACUAAUUCAAGAUUUCAAUAAAAAAUUGAAAAAGAAAACCGAAUAUCCCUACAAAGACUCAUGGAGGCAAAUAGAGGAGCCUUCCGAGCAGAAAAAUAAUUCUAAACAACAAAUAAGGGAACAUUUCGAAGAAAAAAUAGAUCCUCGUCCACAAGAAAAAGAUACUAUUAUGCAAACAGGGAUGCUCUCAGUGUUAAAAAAAGAUGAUAGUCCACAAAAAGAGAAGCAUUCCGAGCAGAAAACAUUUUCCAGACUACCGAUUGUGGUGCCUUUCCAAGAGGAAGUAGAUGAUCUAUCGGAAAAAGAUGAUCUUUUCGAACAGAAGCAAUAUAAGAAUAAGCAAAAAGGAGUGCACUCAUUGCUUAAAAAAGAUUCUGAUCGACAAAAAGAGGAGUCUUCGCAGCAGAAAAAAAUUUAUAGUAUGCAGAAAGAUGAUUUUUCUGUACGGAAUGAAUACCCUUGUCUGUUAAAAGAGGAACCUUUCGAGAAGAAAACAGACCCUCCUCCAAGAAAUGAUGGCCUUUUGGAGCAUAAAUGUGAUACUAGUCCGCAAAAAGGGAUGACUUCAAUCAAGGAAAAAGAUUCUAGUUCGCAAAAAGAGGAACUUUCCGAGCAGAAAACAUAUGCUAGACCAACAAUAGUGGAGCUUUUCGAAGAGGAAAUAGAUCCUCGUCCGAAAAAUGACGACCUUUUCAAACAAAAACAAGACACUAGUCCCCAAAAAGGGAUGACUUCAAUCAAGGAAAAAGAUUCUAGUUCGCAAAAAGAGGAACUUUCCGACCAGAGAACAUAUUAUAUACCAACAAUAGUGGAGCUUAUUGAAGAGGAAAUAGAUCCUCGUCCGAAAAAUGACGACCUUUUCGAACAAAAACAAGAUACUAGUCCGCAAAAAGGGAUGACUUCAAUCAAGGAAAAAGAUUCUAGUUCGCAAAUAGAGGAAUUUUCAGACCAGAGAACAUAUUAUAGACCAACAAUAGUGGAGCUUAUUGAAGAGGAAAUAGAUCAUCUAUUGAAAACAGAUGACCUUUUCGAACAGAAGCAAUAUAAGAGUAAGCAAAAAGGAGUGCACUCGAUGCUUAAAAAAGAUUCUAAUCGACAAAAAGAGGAGUUUUCUCAGCAGAAACAAAUUUAUGGUAUGCCGAAAGAUGAUUUUCCUGUACGGAAUGAAUAUCCCUGUCUGUUAAAACAGGAACCUUUAUUGAAGGAAACAGAUCCUCCUCCAAGAAAUGAUGGCCUUUUGGAGCAUAAAUGUGAUACUAGUCCGCAAAAAGGGAUGACUUCAAUCAAGGAAAAAGAUUCUAGUUCGCAAAAAGAGAAACUUUUCGAGCAGAAAACAUAUUAUAGACCAACAAUAGUGGAGCUUUUCGAAGAGGAAAUAGAUUCUCGUCCGAAAAAUGACGAUCUUUUCGAACAAAAACAAGAUACUAGUCCGACAAACGGGAUGUCCUCAAUGCUAAAAAAAGAUUAUAGUUCAAAAAUAGAGGAGCCUACCGAUCAGAAAAUAUAUUCCAGAUCACCUAUAAUGGAGCCUUUCGAAGAGGAAGUUGAUCAUCGUUCGAAAAAAUAUGACCUUUUCGAACAGAAGCAAUAUAAGAAUAAGAAAAAAGGAGUGCACUCAUUGCUUAAAAAAGAUUCCGAUCGACAAAAAGAGGAGCCUUCUCAGCAGAAAAGAAUUUUUAGCACAACGAAAGAUGUUUCUAUCGUGCGGAAAGAAUUUUCUUGUCUGUUAAAAGAGGAGCAUAUCGAGAAGGAAACAGACUCUCGUCCAAGAAAUGAUGAUCUUUCCGAACAGAAGCUAGAUACUAGUCCUCAAAAACUGAAAAAAAAUUCUAGCCCGCAACAGAUAAAGGAUUCUGAUCAGCAAAAAGAGGAGCUUUCCGAUCACAAAAUAAUUUAUACCACCCAGGAGGAGGAAUCUUCUAAGCGGAAAGAAGAUCAUCUUCUGUUAAAAGAGGAGCCUUUAAAUAAGGAAAUGGAUCCUCACUGUCUGCAAAAAGAUCAUACAUUCAAACCAAUCGAAAGUAUGAUUCCACAAAAACAGAAACCUUUCGAAAUAUAUCCUCGUCCGAAAAAUUAUGAUCUAUUCGAACAGAAACAACAUACCAAUUCUCAAAAAGGGUUGACCUCAAAGCAUUCGCAGAAAAAAAAAGGUUCUAUUCCGCAAAACGGAGACCCUUCCAUACUAAAAAAAUAUGCUAUUCCGCAAAAAAAAGACCUCGCAGAGCAAAAUGAAGAUCCUCAUCUUGAAAAAGAGAAGCAUUUUAUGAAAAAUAAAGGUUCUAGAGAUUCUAUUCCGCAAAAUAGAGACCCUUCGAAGCUGAAAAGAGAUUCAAAUCCACAAAAAACAGACCCUUUCGAGCUAAACGAUGAUCCUUGUCUAGGACAAAAGGAGUAUUCCGAGGAAAUGAGAGAUUCUAUUCCGCAAAACGAAGAUCCUUGGGAGUUUAAAAAAGAUUCUACUACGCAACAAAGAGAUCUCUCCGAGAAAAAUGAAGAUACUUAUCUGGAAGAAGGAGAGCAUUUAAAGAAAAAUAAAGGUACUAGACAUUCUAUUCUGCAAAAUGGAUACCCUAAGAAGCUGAAAAAAGAUUCCAUUCCACAAAAAAGAGACGCCGUUGAGCAAAAUCAAAAUCCUUGUCUGGAACAGGAGGAGCGCACCGAUGAAGAAAAACGUUCUAGAGGUUCUAUUCAGCAAAAUGAAGACCGUUGGAAGUUGAAAAAGGAUACUACUCCGCAAAAAAGAGAUCCCUCCGAGCAAAAUGAAGAUCCUUAUCUGGUAGAAGGGGACCAUUCUAAGAAAAAAAAACGUUCUAGAAAUUCUAUUCUGCAAAAUGGAGACCCUAAGAAGCUGAAAAAAGAUUCCAUUCCACAAAAAAGAGACGCCGUUGAGCAAAAUCAAAAUCCUUGUCUGGGACAGGAGGAACGGUCCGAUGAAAAAAAUGAUUUUAGAGGCAUUGUUUCGCAAAACGAAGACCCUUCGAAGUUGAUAAAAGAUUCUACUCUCCAAAAAAGAGACCCUUCCGUGCAAAAUAAAGAUCUCCCUCUGGAAGUAGGAAAGCAUUCCGAGGAAAAGAGAGGUUCUAGAUGUUCUAUGCCGCAAAAUGAAGACCCUUGGAAGUUGAAAAAGGAUACUUCCCCGCAAAAAAAAGACCUCUUCGAGAAAAAUGAAGAUCCUCUAGAAAAAGGAAAGCAUUUUGGGGAGAAAAAAAGUUUUAAUGAUUUUAGUCCGCAAAUCGGCGAAGGCAAAACAUUUCGUCAUCUUAAAAUAGAAUUUGGUUCCAAUAAAAAACAAACUGGUAGUCCUAGAAAAUGGCAGCCUACUGAGGAGGAAAACAAAUCUGUUUCGGAAAAAGAAGAUAUAAACCAGACAAUAGAUCCUUGUCCGAUUGAAGGAGACACUUUCGGGUUGGAAAAUGAUUCUUCCUCCAAAAAAGGAGACACUUCUUCUAAGAAAAGCAAUGCUAGUCGGCAAAAAGGAACUUCUACCAACUUAAAAGAAGACGAUAGUCCACAAAAUCUGGAGAAAAAAGUUUCCGGCAUAAGCGGUAACCAGGAAACGGAAUAUCAUUCCAAGGAGGAAAUACAUCCAACUAAGAAGAUAGUAUACCCAUACAAGAAUACAAGAGAGAUUUUCGACAACGUGACUGCUCCUUCAGAAAAGAAAAUAGAAGUAAAAGAAAAAUCAUGCGAACCUCUUGAUUCUUUUGAAGUAUCGAACAAGAAAAAAUAUUCCGACAUAAGCGCUAACCAGGAAAAGGAGUAUCAUUCUAAGGAAAAAAUAUAUCAAAUUAAGAAGAUAAUAGACCCGUAUAAAAAUACAAAAGAGAAUUUUGACAAAACAACUGCUCCUUCAGAAAAGAAAAUAGAAGUAAUAGAAAAAUCAUGCGAACCUCUUGAUUCUUUUGAAGUAUCGAACAAGAAAAAAGAUUCCGACAUAAGCGCUAACCAGGAAGAGGAAUAUCAUUCUAAGGAAAAAAUAUAUCAAAUUAAAAAGAUAGUAGAUCCGUAUAAAAAUACAAAAGAGAAUUUUGACAAAACAACUGCUCCUUCAGAAAAGAAAAUAAAAGUAAUAGAAAAAUCAUGCGAACCUCUUGAUUCUUUUGAAGUAUCGAACAAGAAAAAAGAUUCCGACAUAAGCGCUAAUCAGGAAAAGGAAUAUCAUUCUAAGAAAAAGAUAGAUCAAAUUAAGAAGAUAGUAGAUCCGUAUAAAAAUACAAAAGAGAAUCUUGACAAAACAACUGCUGCUUCAGAAAAGAAAAUAGAAGUAACAGAAAAAUCAUGCGAACCUCUUGAUUCUUUUGAGAUAUUGAACAGGAAAAAAGAUUCCGGCAUAAGCGCUAACCAGGAAAAGGAAUAUUCCAAGGAAAAAAUAGAUCCAACUAAGAAGACAGUAUACCAGCAUGAAAAUAGAGAAGAGAUUUUCGGCGAAACGACUGCUCCUUUAGAAAAGAAAACUGAGGCAGAAAAUUUGCAACUUUUUGAUCCUUUUGAUGAAAUAUUAAAGAAAAAAGUUGCCAGCGUUUCCUGUAGUCGAAGAAGAAAAAAUUCUUCCGAUAGGAAAGUAAAUCCUUGGAAGAAGAAAAUAAAACAUUCUAAGAAGAGGCGAUAUCCAUUAAAAGGGAAAGGCAUUUCCCACAAACUUAAACAUCGUUCCAGAAAGAAGAUGAAUGAAACAGUUUGCAAAUUGUUUGAACGUUUAGGAGUGUUGAAUAGGGCAACAAAUUCCAGAAUGAGUUGUGAUAAGAAAAAUGAGGAUUUUUACAAGAAGAGGAAGUGGAUACUUGUGAGACGCAUGAAAAUCCUUUCUAAAAGAAAAAUUAACAUUAUCAAAAGGUUUAGGGCUCAUGAAAAAAGAACAGGAAUCCUUGCAAGGAGAUCAAUGAUGUUUGCUAAAGAUAAAAAAAAACAAUGA
Nezara viridula (southern green stink bug) is the source of this 6087-nucleotide messenger RNA. The record is from the annotation of a GenBank genome assembly. Lineage: Eukaryota; Metazoa; Arthropoda; Insecta; Hemiptera; Pentatomidae.